This is a messenger RNA of Acanthosepion pharaonis, 579 nucleotides long. NCBI's taxonomy places the organism in Eukaryota, Metazoa, Mollusca, Cephalopoda, Sepiida, Sepiidae. The record is from the annotation of a GenBank genome assembly.
AUGUGCUUCUUUUUUUCAAGUCACUUGAGUUCAUUUUUUUUAAUUUUAUUUUUUUUAAUCUUUCUAGGUCAUUGCAAAAAGACGUUUAGUAUCUUGGUGCGAAUUCUCCGUGAACCAAGCCUCUCAAGCAAAUCUUGGUUUCUCAUUCUAGAUGAUGACACAAUAAUCAGUAUUACCAGAUUACGUAAAUUACUUGCCUGUUACGACCCCAGUGAAGCUGUGGCCCUGGGAGAGCGUUAUGGCUACGGUGUGUCUACAAGUACCGGAUAUGACUAUAUAACUGGAGGAGGAGGUAUGGUGCUAAGUCGAGCUGCUGUUGAAGCCAUUAUAACAUCAGGUCAAUGCAGCUGUCCUCGUAAUGACUCUCCAGACGACAUGAUACUUGGAAUGUGUCUUCAAAAUCUCAACAUUCCCAUUACUCACAGCCCGUUCUUUCAUCAGGCUCGUCCAGACGACUACAAUAAAGACUUGCUUGCUCUACAGGAUCCCAUUUCCUUUCAUAAACACUGGAUGAUUGACCCGAUAGACGUCUAUCAGACAUGGUUUGCAAAAGCAGCCCAGUUUCAUGACGAAUUAUAG